AUGGCUGUCGCAAGGCCCAUUCGGAUGCUGGGUGCCUCGUGCAUCAUCCUCGUCCUUUUCCUCAUCUUUCAGAUGAACAAGACACCCACCAUGAUCAGUAAGGGGUCGUCCUCAGAACAAUACGAGGGUAUCACCUCCGACCCUCUUAAAGAUCCAACUGGCGAGCCGGAUGGAAAAUUGUGGCGUGUGACCGACGGCGACUAUAGCCCCGACAAUUCCAAGUCACCCCGUACCAACGCAGCCCUCAUCUCUCUUGUCCGGAACGAAGAACUCCACGAACUGAUUCCGACAAUCCGUGACCUUGAGCGUACCUGGAACAGCAAAUUCAAUUACCCCUGGAUCUUCUUCAAUGACCAGCCUUUCACGGAAGAAUUCAAGAGAUUGACACAGGCCGAAACGAAGGCAAAGUGCUACUACGAGCAAGUACCGAAGGAACACUGGGAGGUUCCCGAAUGGAUUGACAUGGACUUAUUCCGCGAGUCCGCGGAGUUGCUGAAGGAGAAGGGAAUUCAGUACAGUGACAAGAUCUCCUAUCACCAGAUGUGCCGGUGGAAUAGUGGCUUGUUCUACCAACAUCCCGCUCUUCAGAAGUAUCGGUACUACUGGCGUGUCGAACCCAAGGUCAAGUUCUUCUGCGAUGUCGACUAUGAUGUCUUCCGUUACAUGGAGGAUCGUAAUGUCACCUACGGCUUCACGAUCAACCUUUUUGAUGCUCCUGAGAGUAUCCCGUCCCUUUGGCCCGAGACCAAGAAGUUCCUCGCCGCGAACCCAACCUAUCUGAACAAGAACAACAUGAUGAACUGGCUCACUGAUGAUCAACUUCGGCCGGAGCACACGGAAGCCGCCAAAGGUUACUCGACAUGCCACUUCUGGUCCAACUUCGAAAUUGGUGACAUGGAAUUUUUCAGAGGCGAGCAAUACUCUGCUUACUUUGAGCACUUGGAUCGGGCCGGUGGCUUCUUCUACGAGCGCUGGGGUGAUGCUCCUGUGCAUUCCAUUGGCUUGGGUCUUUUCGCGGAUAAGGCCAAGGUCCAUUGGUUCCGAGACAUCGGAUACAACCACAUUCCUUACUAUAACUGCCCGACCUCCCCCAAGUGUUCUGGCUGCACUCCCGCCAAGUUCUACGCCGGCGAACCCUGGUUGGCCAAAGAAGAUUGUCGACCCAGCUAUUUCAAGCAUGUCGGAAUGCACUAG
This is a messenger RNA of Aspergillus homomorphus CBS 101889, 1194 nucleotides long. Its product is annotated as glycosyltransferase family 15 protein. Gene Ontology annotation, biological process: protein N-linked glycosylation; cell wall mannoprotein biosynthetic process; protein O-linked glycosylation. The coding region runs from base 1 to 1194 and encodes 397 amino acids. Gene Ontology annotation, cellular component: Golgi apparatus; membrane. The transcript has 4 exons. Gene Ontology annotation, molecular function: alpha-1,2-mannosyltransferase activity. NCBI's taxonomy places the organism in Eukaryota, Fungi, Ascomycota, Eurotiomycetes, Eurotiales, Aspergillaceae. The record is from RefSeq and is a predicted model, not a curated record.